Molecule: messenger RNA, 1770 nt
Organism: Pseudovirgaria hyperparasitica
Lineage: Eukaryota; Fungi; Ascomycota; Dothideomycetes; Acrospermales; Acrospermaceae
Product: nucleoside hydrolase
Exons: 6
Coding region: 202-1548 (448 amino acids)
Biological process (GO): purine nucleoside catabolic process
Cellular component (GO): cytosol
Molecular function (GO): purine nucleosidase activity
Source: RefSeq, a predicted model, not a curated record
GUAACCGACAGUAGCCCUUUGGCGGUGAACCGCACACGGCGCGCCCUUGUUUCGACCGUGAUCAAUCAUCGGAGGUGUCCGAGGCUUAUAUUUCACAUUCUGUUACACCCAACCCAAUAUACCGUCUAUUUCACAUUCUGUUACACCCAAUAUACCGUCUCUCAUAGCUUUCUCGCAGUGUAAUUUGUAGCAGCUCACAUCAUGGCCAACCCGCAACGGAUUAUCAUCGACACUGAUCCGGGUGUAGACGAUGUAUCUGCCCUGUUGCUCGCGCUGUCUGCGAAGCCCGAGGAACUUGAAGUCGCAUUGAUCUCCGUGACUUAUGGCAACGUUGAUGUGCAGAGUUGUCUUCGCAACGUCGUGGCUGUAUUUCAUUUCAUCGAAAAGGAGCAAGAGUGGCGUCGUAGUCAGGGACUUCCUGAAGGCUUCGAGACGUUAAAGGCCAGCAAGCCUAUCGUUGCCAUUGGGGCCUCUGGACCGCUGGGUGAUCAAGUGAUGAUGGCUGAUUAUUUUCACGGCAUUGAUGGGCUCGGAGGCAUCUCUCACACGCAUCCCCAUCUCACGCCUCCUGAAGCAUGGAAGAACCUCUUCACAGCAACCAGCUCCUCCACAACCACCACACCCACUCCCACCCCCGCCGAGAUCAAAGCAGACGCACAAACCCUCUUCACCCCCUCCAACACCCCAGCCCACCUCGAAAUGCUCAAUCUCCUACGCGCCAACCCGCCAGACACAAUCUCCAUCAUCGCCGUCGGGCCCCUGACAAACUGCGCCCUGGCCGCCGCAUCCGACCCGGAAACCUUCCUCCGCGCGAAAGAAGUCAUCGUCAUGGGCGGCACCAUUGCCGAGACCGGAAACGUAACCCCCUGCGCCGAAUUCAACACCUUCGCCGACGCCAUCGCCGCCGCCCGCGUCUUCGCCCUCACAUCCCCCAGCCCAUCCACCACAAUGCCACCCUCACCACCACCCACCAACCCACCCCACCCCCACCAUCUCACCCCCUACCCUCACCCUCUCUCCCGACCCCUAAACCUAACCCUCUUCCCCCUCGACCUAACCUCCAAACACAUGCUCCACCGCACAACCUUCAACCGCACGCUCGCCCCUCUCCUCGCCUCCACCCCACCCUCCCCCCUCGCAACAUGGAGCAUAGCGUUCAUGAGCAGCACAUUCGACAAGGUUGCCGCCCUGCACCAUUCCACGCCGGGGCUGACGAUGCACGACCCGCUGUGUGUGUACUACGUGCUGCAGCGCGCGGCGGGGGAUGAUGAUGAUGAUGAGAGCGGGCGGGGCUGGACGAGUGUGGUGGAGGAUAUCCGGGUUGAGACGGCGGGGCAGUGGACGCGGGGGAUGAUGGUUGUUGAUCGGCGGGAUCGGAAUAGGAGGGUGGAGCACGACGACGACGAGAUUAGGGAGGUGCCUGGGGAUAGUGGGAAUUGGCUGAGUGUGCGGGCUGGGAACAGGGUUAGGAGGGUGACUGGGAGUUUGGGCGGGGAGAGGUUUGAGAGGGACUUUUUGGCGAGAGUCUUUGGAGGCUUUGUUGGCUGAUGGAAAAAAAAGUUGGGUUGAUGAGAGGGAAAUGGGGGUUUGCCUAGACGUCGACGAUACAUACGCCCACGUAGGCUAUAGAUUAACAUAGAACUAUAGAGGCCGGAACUCAGCAAGGAUUAUGGAACAUAUCUUCUUCUUGGACGGAGGUUCAAACACCAUGCAAAAAGCCCAGUGUACACUUGUUAAACUCCUCAUGCGGAGUUGUAUUACUGUAUGUAC